AGUCGCGUCCAGGCCAGCGCCAAGAGUAAUCUUGAGAAUCAUUUCCUCUGCUAUGGACAGCAAAUAUUAGACAAUUGUGCGGAGUAACUAAAGUAUCCAGCCAAGUGCAACUAAAGUUUCUUGUUAACGCUUUAGUAAUACUAUACAACCAUGAUAAGUCUGAAUCAACCAAGUUUUGCGCAUCUUCGCGAUGGCAACAAUCUCAGCCUGGCGGAGAGUGUGCCUGCCGAAAUCAUGCACAUGGUGGAUCCGUACUGGUACCAGUGGCCCCCAAUGGAGCCGAUGUGGUUUGGCAUUAUUGGCUUUGUCAUUACCGUGCUGGGUGUGAUGUCAUUGUCUGGCAACUUUAUUGUGAUGUAUGUUUUUACGUCGUCGAAGGGGUUGCGAACACCUUCCAACAUGUUUGUGGUUAAUCUGGCCUUCUCCGAUUUCAUGAUGAUGUUCACCAUGUUUCCACCGGUGGUCCUAAACGGCUUCUAUGGCACCUGGAUUAUGGGUCCGUUUCUGUGCGAGCUCUACGGCCUUUUUGGUUCCCUGUUCGGCUGUGUAUCCAUCUGGUCCAUGACCCUGAUUGCCUAUGAUCGUUAUUGCGUCAUUGUUAAGGGUAUGGCCCGUAAGCCUCUGACGGUUACGUCGGCGGUUCUCCGACUUUUAACUGUGUGGACAAUUUGUGGCACUUGGGCUUUACUUCCGAUGUUUGGCUGGAAUCGAUAUGUGCCUGAGGGUAAUAUGACGGCCUGUGGCACAGACUAUUUUGCUAAGGAUUGGUUCAAUCGCUCCUACAUCAUUGUCUACUCCGCUUGGGUCUACCUCACACCACUAUCGACCAUCAUCUUCUCAUAUUAUCAUAUCUUGAAAGCUGUUGCUGCCCACGAGAAGGCAAUGCGAGAUCAGGCAAAGAAGAUGAAUGUCGCCUCUCUGCGCCAGACCGAAGCAGAGAAGAGCAAGGCCAUCGAAAUCAAGCUGGCCAAGGUUGCAUUGACUACAAUUUCGCUUUGGUUCUUCGCUUGGACGCCCUAUACAAUUAUCAAUUAUGCGGGCAUCUUUGAAUCAAUGCAUCUGUCGCCGCUUUCAACAAUUUGCGGCUCGGUUUUUGCCAAAGCAAACGCCGUUUGCAAUCCAAUUGUCUAUGGCCUUAGCCAUCCCAAGUACAAGCAGGUGCUCAAGGAGAAGAUGCCGUGCCUGGCCUGUGGCAAGAACGAACUUGCCGCCGACUCCAGGACGCAGGCCACCACAGAGAUUAGCGAAUCUCAGGCUUAAAACAAAAUAUCGACGACUGCAGCAGACGACAAAGGAGACGACGACUUGUGAUUAUUAUACACAGGCACUGACAGCUUUACAGAAUUUAAAUCAGCAGCCGACUUGGCGUAAUUCUAGUAGAUAUGUGUUCUAAACCUUUGCAUACAAACAAACAAAAAAUUAAAAAAAAGAGAGCAUUCAAAAAAAUGUUUAAAAAAAAUGGAGCGCAAUUUAAGAAGAUAAACUGCAACUGAUACAAAAUCAAACAAAAUUAUCUGGUUUCUUUUCUUUUUCUUGUUUUAAAAAUAGUAUUAAGAUAUUAACUGCUUUAUAAAGCACAUUGCC
Messenger RNA from Drosophila grimshawi, 1584 nucleotides. RefSeq names its product opsin Rh6. Gene Ontology annotation, biological process: G protein-coupled receptor signaling pathway; visual perception; phototransduction. The record is from RefSeq and is a predicted model, not a curated record. The transcript is spliced from 4 exons. NCBI's taxonomy places the organism in Eukaryota, Metazoa, Arthropoda, Insecta, Diptera, Drosophilidae. Bases 151 to 1260 code for a protein of 369 amino acids. Gene Ontology annotation, cellular component: membrane. Gene Ontology annotation, molecular function: G protein-coupled receptor activity.